Messenger RNA from Drosophila santomea, 3497 nucleotides. RefSeq names its product probable calcium-binding mitochondrial carrier CBG00135 (gene SCaMC). The record is from RefSeq and is a predicted model, not a curated record. The transcript is spliced from 8 exons. Lineage: Eukaryota; Metazoa; Arthropoda; Insecta; Diptera; Drosophilidae. Bases 338 to 2089 code for a protein of 583 amino acids. Gene Ontology annotation, biological process: transmembrane transport. Gene Ontology annotation, molecular function: calcium ion binding; ATP transmembrane transporter activity. Gene Ontology annotation, cellular component: mitochondrial inner membrane.
ACCCCUCAAGAAGUAUAUCUAGAUAAGCGUUCGUGGUCACACUGGCAAACCCAAAAAAAUUAAAAUUUAAGAGUUCUGUGUGAAUCGCUUAAAGCCAUAAAGCCGCCGAAAUAGCGUAAAACCAGACGAACUCUUGAACAGCUCGACCAGUAGGUGACUGUUUUUCCAAUUGUUUUUGCCACGGAGAGCAAAAUGAGCCGGCCAUAAGAGCAGAGCAGCCAUUAAACCAACACGUAAUCCCCCAGAGAAACGGAAGCCGAGCACACCCAGAGAAAUCCUUCAGCUGCCAGUUAAAGAACAGAAAACUCGAGGUAAACUGUAAACACGAGUGUGGAGAAUGGUCAGAAAGCAAGUUGGAAUCGAACACAGUGCAUCCUUAGCAGUAAGCAAGCAGCAGGAUCAAAAGGAGCAUAAGGACUAUAAGCCAGAGGAUCAGAAGCAACAGCACAUCGACAUCGACUUGACGCCCGAUCCGGCCAGUAACUUCAACUUCGCCCAGCAGGCGCAGGCCAACUACUCCGCCCGCACGCUAGCCGCCAGCUAUGAGCACGGCCAGAAUCUCGGCCUGCAGCAUGCCCAUCUUGCCAACGCCACCACCAACACGCCCUUGCCCUAUGAUCUGCACGAGGUCGCCAGCUCCGGCUCCAUCCUGCCCACCGAGAUCCCCAUCGAGGACGAGGAGCGGCUGGAGCGCAUCUUCAACAAGCUGGACCGCGACGGCGAUGGCAGGAUCGACAUCCACGACCUGUCGGCGGCACUGCACGAGUUCGGAUUGUCGAGCGUUUACGCGGAGAAAUUCCUCCAGCAGUCGGACAAGGAUCAGAGCGGCAACGUGGGCUUCGCCGAGUUCCUGCAUUACGUGCGGGAGCAUGAGAAGAACCUGGUCCUGCAGUUCUCGCACCUAGAUAAGAACCGUGAUGGCAAAGUGGACUUGGAGGAGCUGAUAUCGGCGUUCAAGGACCUGGGCCUGGACAUUGACUUGGACGAGGCCAGGAAUCUGCUCACCAGAAUGGACAAGGACGGCAGCCUGAACAUUAGCUUUAACGAGUGGCGGGACUUCAUGCUCUUGGCGCCCUCAACGGACAUACACGACUUGAUUAAAUUUUGGCGGCACUCUACUUACCUCGACAUUGGCGAGGAUAUGAACGUACCUGAUGACUUCACACAGAAAGAGAUGCAGACGGGCCUCUGGUGGCGACACUUGGUGGCCGGUGGCAUAGCUGGAGCAGUUUCCCGGACGUGCACAGCGCCGCUGGACAGGAUUAAAGUGUACUUGCAGGUACAAACACAAAGAAUGGGAAUCUCAGAGUGCAUGCACAUCAUGCUGAACGAGGGCGGAUCGCGGAGCAUGUGGCGAGGCAAUGGCAUCAAUGUGUUGAAGAUUGCCCCCGAAACAGCUUUCAAGUUUGCUGCCUACGAACAGAUGAAGCGACUGAUCCGCGGAGACGAUGGCAGCCGCCAGAUGAGCAUCGUGGAGCGUUUCUACGCGGGCGCUGCGGCAGGCGGCAUUUCACAGACCAUCAUCUACCCCAUGGAAGUAUUAAAGACGCGCCUGGCGCUCCGGAAAACGGGGCAGUACGCGGGCAUUGCCGAUGCGGCGGUCAAAAUCUACAAGCAGGAGGGAGUGCGCAGCUUCUACCGUGGCUAUGUACCGAACAUUCUGGGUAUCCUGCCUUAUGCCGGCAUCGAUUUGGCGGUAUACGAAACCCUCAAGAGGCGGUACAUUGCCAACCACGACAACAACGAGCAGCCCAGCUUCCUGGUGCUCCUGGCGUGCGGCAGUACAUCGAGCACACUCGGACAGCUCUGCUCCUACCCGUUGGCCCUGGUGCGCACUCGGCUACAGGCACAAGCCGCCGAAACAAUUGCCAAUCAAAAGCGGAAAACGCAAAUACCCCUGAAGAGCAGCGACGCGCACAGUGGCGAGGAGACGAUGACGGGCCUGUUCCGCAAGAUCGUCCGACAGGAGGGUCUGACGGGGCUGUACCGCGGCAUCACGCCAAACUUCCUCAAGGUCCUGCCGGCAGUGUCCAUCAGCUACGUGGUGUACGAGUAUACGAGUCGCGCCCUGGGCAUUAAGAUGUCGUGAGAUGUCUGUCCCAAUCUCGCACCUAUCAGGUUAACUCGGCUCGGCCCGGCCACCCGUCUGCGGUCCCGCUCUGCAGGGCGGAUCGGGCUGCGGCCGGGAGUGCGGCUGGUGAUCCGGCUGACGCUGUGCUCCAUUUUGUAUAGUAGUAGCGUUAGGUUAAGUCGGCUCGGUCGCCACUCGCUCUCUGCUGCAAUGAGACAGUCUCGUGCUGCUUUCCUUAAGUGUAAAACAGGCCUCUUCCACGUACGUUCUGGGUUAUCCGUUUUAAGUUUUUAUAGUUGAAUUAGUUUGGUUAUUUUCUUAAAAUAUAAAAUAAGUGAUACUAUGGCUAAUUUAUUUAUAAACUAAACGCAAACGCAAACGAGAAAAUGCAACAUUUUGGCGCGUGACGGACGCGAGCUAAUCCCAAACAAAAACAUUUCUUAGGCUAUCCUGCGACCUACAAGUAGGUUUAGGCCACUCUAUCUCUUAAGCGCUAAUUUAUUUACAAUUGUACGUAGGCUACCCUUGCUGAGGGCAAUCGCCCUCAGUGAACUGCUAAAAAAAAAAACAAACACACAUACCAAAAACGAAACCGGCUUCGAAAAGUUUCACGGGUGUUUAGUUCGUCCCAUCCGACUGCUUUUGAAAGCGAAUUAGCUUAGCGUAAAUCAGAGUGAGCAGAGUGAAGCAGGCUGAUUGAUAAUCAGAUAUCUGAACAAUCGAGGGAUAGACUCGGAUGGACUUGGCAGCGUUUAAGCUUAAACACAAAAGACAUUAAAACUACGAUGUACUCGUUUUUGCUUAGAUUAAUGGAUUACACAAAAUAAUGAGAAACACUUAACGUUUACAAUGUGAUGAUAAUAGUUUAUAAUAUACACAUAUACAUAUACAUAUACCUACUAAAAUACCGACUUGUAAGCUUCAAAUAGCUGUCGCAGUCUUGAGCAAGUUCGGCGGCGAGGCUGAAAAUUUUUUAGCAUUUUAUUUGUUAAGUUUAGUAACACUUUCUCUUAGAUCGUAUUGCAAUUGAAGCCAACGAGAUUAAUUGUGACUAAAGCUAACAAACAAAAACCAACACAAUACCCAUACACACCAUGUAAUUUAUUUGAUAUAUCAUGUGAAUCUGAACCCGAUCGCAAAACCGACCAAUCUUAAGUUCAAUCCUAUUUUAUAUACACUGUAAUGGUUCUGAAUUUAAAAGUAUAUGUAUAAUUUGUACCUUACUCUUAACUAGCCAAAUUGAAUUUUGUACGACUGUAGUGAAAGUAAUGACUUUUUAAAUAUGAUUUAUCACUAUCCCAAACAAAAGCAUUUUAAUGAAGUCGAACACCUUUGCAUCAUUUAACCCAUUUAAUUAGACUUGAUCAUUGAAAAUCACGCAAUCAUUAUUCGAGUAAAUAAAUACAAAGAGUAAAAUGAAAUCAAA